ACAGUACUCACCUGAGUAGUGCCGAUUGAGGUAGGACAGGAGGCUAGGCGAAAGAACUGCGUACGUGGGAACUAGCGAUAAUAUAGUGUAAUACAUCGCUUCAUUUCGACGACUCAUGAUAGAUUGUAUUCGAAACUUAACUUUCGACCCUGGGCAUCUUUUAAAGUGAGCCAGGAAAGCACUAAAAACGCCAAGAUGUCCCACUCAAGGGAUGUCAUCGAGCAAAAAGGACCCAAUCAAACCGUCUGUUACGACAGCGAAACGAAUUUAGAUGACCUCUUCAAGGCUGCGAUGCUUCCGAAAGACAGCCAAGUGCAGCUAAGUGGGCCUCCUAUGAGACUCCGAAACCUUCCGCGAUCUUUUUUUCAGCCGCCUGAAGGAGGAUCAAAAUCUGCUUCACAUAGCCGAGAAUCAAGUUUUGAGGGAACAUUUUCUCCACCUCCUCCGUCUUCCACUGGCCCAAAUUCAAUGUCUAAAUCGCCAGAGCAACAUACAAGUGGGUUAACUGUAAGUCAUCGUCAUACACAUUCUUCUCCAGCAUCACUGCAACAAACUUACAAGCAAAACACUUCCCAGCACCAACAUUUGAGACAGCAAAGUGCCGACAGUACCGAUAGUGUGUCUCUUCCUCCUGGAUGGGAGAUGGCAAAAACGCCAUCAGGGCAGAGAUACUUCAUAAACCAUGAAACCAAAACCACUACAUGGAAAGACCCACGUAAGAACCUUAGUGUCGGAACCUUGACCACUUCAAGAAGUGCUAAUCCUUUAGUGUCAACAUCCUCUUCUGGUGCAAAUUUACUGCCAAUAAACCUGGGCCCACUUCCAGAAGGCUGGGAACAGGCUUAUACACCAGAAGGUGAAGUGUAUUUUAUAAAUCACAAUGACUGCACCACAAGUUGGUUUGAUCCACGACUGACUCUACAGCUUGGAAGAUUGCCACUAAUGCAGAGUCCUCAUCAUGGCCAACAGCCACCACCCUUGUCUUCUCCACAGCAACAGGGUCAGCAGCAACCACAGGUGCAGGCCAGUUCAACUGGAACUCAGUCUCUUGCACAGAACAUUGCAGCAGCUUCGAUAUCAGCAGCAGUUACCACUAUGACUGGAGCUGUGAAUAGUCAGCUAAACCUUCAGCAACAGCAGCAACAACAAAAACUAAGGCUUCACAGACUGCAACUGGAGCGAGAACGUCUUCGGCUCAGGCAGCAAGAAAUACUUAGACAGCCGGCCUCCCUUGGAAAUUCCAUGCUUAAUGAAAUGAUGCUUAGGAGAACACUUGGGGAAGAAAAUCCUGUUGUUUCUAAAUCCCCAACAGGAAACACUAUGGACAUGACUCCUGUUUGCACGACAGGCAUGGACCCUUUUUUGGGAAGUUCUAAUCAGCAUGCUCGUCAAGGAAGUGAAGACAGUGGACUUGGACUCGGUACCAACUGUAGUGUUCCUCACACUCCUGAGAAUUUCCUUGGAAGUCUAGAGGAUGUGAUGGAUGGUGGAGACAUUGGGCAACAGAGAGGAAGUGAUGUUACUAUGGAAGUACUUCAUAGUACAAAUCUUAGCCUUGGAAUUGACAGCAUGGAUUCUGAUGACUUAGUGCCUAGCAUACAGGAAGAAAUCACAGAAGAACUUCUGUCUGAUAUGGAAUCACUUUUGACCUCUAACAAAGACAAUAUACUGACAUGGUUGUAACCCUUAACUGAAAAAAUAACCAGGUCAGGUGUGGUGACAUUUGUCCAUGUUGCCAUAAAGACUCAUUUUUCUGUCCAGAGAAAGUUCAUUUAACGAUGUGUAUGCCAUUUUAGUAUAAAGUAAUCAUUACUUUAGGAUCAUAUUGAUUUAAAACCACAUGAUUUUAUAAGCAUUUUGCUCACACAUAAUACUGUCUUUUCUGGUUGUUUUUUUUUACCAUUAUUAUUAGUAUGGGGAGUAAUAUAAUAAACAUGAACAUGAAUGUCAAAUUCAUUGUAAUGUAAAUAUUAGUACCACUUUACUUUGUUUUUGAAAAAAAAUGUCUAAAUCUAACAACUUGAUGAACUGAUUCCAGAAAUGCAAAAUAUUUUAUGGAAUUCAAAAUAAGCAUUAGAUAUAUUAUAAUCUUGAACAAAAUCCUACAACUACACAUCCUUUAAAGUAUGUGAUGUAAUGUACUUUCUAUAUUCACCUAUGAUGCCAUUAGAGGUCUUGUAAUGUAGGUUGAAACUUUGGGGAUUAAUAUCUAGAAACAAAGAAAGAAGAGUGAUACUUUCAGCUAAUAUGUUCUUCUUGCAUCAUAUUUUUUUAUCAUAUAAGAGAAGGAACUAUUGAGAAAAAUAAAAAAGACAGUUGUACGUUUCACUUUUUUUUGUGAAACGUGCAAUUGUCUUUGUUUUUUCUUUGAUUCUGUAAUUUUGAGUUUCACUAAGUACCGAACAUUUCAAAUAUCACUUACAGAAGGAAGCAUCUUAAUCUACCACACUAGUUGAAAUCUUCUGAAACUUUUAUUAGAAGUAAGAUGUGAAUAAAUCAUUCUUGACUUCCAGAAGUGUGCCUUAUUCAACUGCAUGUUGUAUACCUUCUGCUACUUUUAUUGGAAUUGGUUCCAUAUUAAUUAAUACACAUGCACUUAGAUCUAAAUGGUGGUUUAUCUACAAUACGUUAAAGUGUUUCAAGAUUGUGGUUCAAGUGUAGAGCCUGGAUUUUGUCUGUUAAUUGACAUCUGUUUAGAUAAUAUUUAUAUAAUAUUUUGCAUCCCAGUAUCUCAAAUGUGUCAUAUUAAAAGUAUGUGACUAAAUGUCUCUAGGAUACAUGACAGGCUAUGAAAACUAAAUCUUUAUGCAUAGCUAGCAUUGCAGUAAUUCUAUAAUUUGUGCUUGAUUUCAGUGUGUAAAAGUUUUUUCUAAGGGUUUACAGUAAUUGAUUUUGCCAAGAUUAAUUCUUACUGUUGUAAAUAAAAUGUCACCCCUUUUCUUUAACUUUUAAAAUCAUACUGAAUUAAUUUUAGUUUCUGAAGCUGUAUAAAAAGAGGACCUAUAAGGAGUAAAGAACUUAUACGGAAGUUCAUUCUGUAGUCAAAACUUUGUUAUUCAGUUUUUAUAUAAUCAGCCGAUCUCAAAAACUGUAAGGUGGACUGGUCUCAAAACAACCAUAAAUAUUUUGCCAUACAUUUAUUUUUUGGAGUGUCUUACAUAAACUUAGCAAUGGAGGGCAAGUUCUGGAAUAUAUAUAUAUAUAUAUAUAUAUAUAUAUUACUGAAUACAAGUGCUGUUUCUUUCUGCCAUGAAGAUGUUUAUCUAAAUGCUUUAGUUCAAGCAAAAUGACCUAUAAAUUUCAAAGCCUUGUAAAUUGAAACUCGUUUUACUCAGCAGUCCUUAUUUUAAGUCACUAAGGGAAACUUUACUUAUGCUAUUUGAUCUACCAAAAGGUAGUGUAUUUUUAUUUCCUACAGGCCUUUUUUGGAAAACGUUAAUAAAUAACAUAAAAGAGGAAAAGAAAAUGUCAAUGGGUACCUUUGUAUUUGUGGCCCUCCUUUGUAUUGUAAUCAUCCAUUUAAUAGUUAUGGUGUGCCAUUUGGUGACUUAAAGUAGUACUAGUUAAUAUACCUUGGUAUGGUGCCUGAGAUCAUGGUUCUAUUUCCUAAUUGGAUAGUGCAAUUUGUUAUGAAAUGUAAGAUUUUUCCGCCUGAUUAUAACUUGUGAAAUAACAUGUUGUAGAAAAUUGUAUUUUUUUAUAACAACUAGCUUAUGUAUUAGCAAAGCUAUGUUAUUAAACAUUCAAGAAAUGUUUUAAAACAACUUGCAAAAUGCACAUAGGGUACCUUACAGACAGAAAGACUAACCUUGUCUUGUUAGACAACACUGCUCUUUGCUUAUUGUUUAUACUGGUAGUGAAAGAAGUGUGGAAAAUUUACCAGUUGAUGUAAGUGCAUAUUUUGGGUUUUGUGAUAAAGUUAGGCAUAAAAACAUUUUAAUGUUUUAUGUGUAAAAAAAAUAAAAAAACUCAUAGUAAUGAGUAGCAGUGAGACAAGAUAUACAAAAAAAAGAGUUUAGUCUUCUGUGUUUUCAGUGCUAUUUUUGACUGACUCAGGAAUUUUCUUUGUUGUCUCUUUUCUUAUUAGUUGUGGAAAUAAGAAAAGGAAUGUUGCUUUCAAUUGUCAUUAUUAAGACCUAUUUCCACAUGGAUGUAAGGAUAUUAAUAAAACAUACUGUUGCAUGUGUUUAUUAUAUUUUCAUAAAUGAAUCAGAUUUCAAGUUAAUCACAAGGUUAUAUCUUGGAAGUAGUUUUUGUGUGGUGUGACAACAAAGUUAAAAUGUUACUACAAUAACUACAUAUGUGACUAAAUCUAUUAUUGAUUACAGUCAUUGUGCUUUAAACGUCCAGAAGAAGUGACAGGCUUGUGUACAGUGACCUGAUUUAUUCUUGUGUAGUCUUUAUUCAAAAAGUUCAAAAUUUUACACUUUUUCUCAUUAAAUUAGACGUGGCAGCUAUAUUUUUUUUAUUUAUAAGGUAAAUUUAUUCAGUUGAAGUUUAUUUUGUAAACAGCUCGAAUGUUGUGUUUUACUUGGUAAUAUAUUUACCAAUCAUAGUUUUAUCCAUCCAGUUUUUUUACCUUAAGAUGCAUUUUAUUUCUGUUCACACAAACACAAUAGAGAAAAAUUCGGUUCCCAUUUUUAUGUACCAUCUUUCUCUGAUUUAUUUUUGAAGAACACCCAUAUACUUAUGUAUUAUUUUUACUUGUGAAUACCGAUUUUUUUUACCACCUGAUUCUUUCAUACCAAGACCACAACUAUAUCAAGGCACUAGAAUUCUUCAUUGUAAUACAUUGGGAUGACUAAGUUAAUUACCUACUUCCAGAGAAUUUUUUUUUCACAAUUAUAUUAUUUGCCUGGUGUUUUAUUGCUUGUAAUUUAAUCUCUUUUUAUGUGAAGCUAUAGUUAUUCAUUUUAAAUUGUCAUAUUGUUCUUAAAUUAAUAUUCUCAUCUUUGUAUUGUUUUUCUCUGUUUGUGGACUCUUUUUAAAAUGAUAUUGUAUCAGUUAUUCUUUUUACCAGAAAUGUAAUGUAAAAAUUGUAACAAUAAUUGUUUUAGUUACAACCAUAGCUCACUAUUAAGGGUGAGUGUAAAGUUUAAUCACAAUACUGCAGUCAUUGAAAAAUGCAUCAUCAAUAUUUUAAAACAAUGUACAAAAUUGUAACAAUAAUUGUUUUAGUUACAACCAUAGCUCACUAUUAAGGGUGAGUGUAAAGUUUAAUCACAAUACUGCAGUCAUUGAAAAAUGCAUCAUCAAUAUUUUAAAACAAUGUACAAAAUUGCCAUGAAUUAAUAUUUUUAUCUUUAAUAAUUAACAGUAACAGUUCUGCAGUAUUACAAACAAUCUUUUCUGUGUGUUUUAUUUAACAUAAAUUAUAAAUAACAAAUUUAAAUGGGAGCAGUAAAUCAAGGUAUUGCAUUCUUCAAUAAAUAUUAGUGUAGAAUGAUAAUUUACAUGAGCGUUUACAAGUUUACAAUUUGGAUUGUAGGCUUAUUCACAUAGAAAAUUAUAUCAAUGACUGUUUGUACUUAAAAUUGAAUAUUUCUUUUAAUGAUAUUUUUAACUUCUUUUUUUUUUGGAAACUUAGCAAAGGUGGUAGUUUGAUGGUUAUCUAAGAUAACCAAUACAUCUCAUGAAUUUUCUGUUUGUUAUGGUCAGAAAAUAAAGGAUCUUAACAAAAAAUAACAUAAAAAAUUGGUGUGCCAAAGUGAAGAGAAAGUUAUUGGAGUAAUUAGUUAUCCAUAUAGACUCUCAUUAACCUGAUUGCCUUUAGGUACACUAUUGUGAUAAUGAUAACUCUGUGAAGGGUUCAGAUUUGGGUUUUUGGUUGCCUGUGUUUUUGUGACAAGUUUUUUGUUGUUGUUUUUUUUGUUAUGGUGAAGGAAUUUUGCAUGUUAAUCAUUCUUGUCCUGUGGAUAAAAGUCUAUAUUUUGGUAGUUAUAUUAAAUACAUGAGAAGUUGCUUUUCAAAUGUAAAUACUGUCAUUUACUGGCCAUGAAAUUAGAUAAUAAAAUCAAGAAGUGCCUUUAA
Messenger RNA from Limulus polyphemus (Atlantic horseshoe crab), 6030 nucleotides. RefSeq names its product transcriptional coactivator YAP1-like. The record is from RefSeq and is a predicted model, not a curated record. Gene Ontology annotation, biological process: hippo signaling; positive regulation of transcription by RNA polymerase II. Gene Ontology annotation, molecular function: transcription coactivator activity; protein binding. Gene Ontology annotation, cellular component: cytoplasm; nucleus. Bases 196 to 1683 code for a protein of 495 amino acids. Lineage: Eukaryota; Metazoa; Arthropoda; Merostomata; Xiphosura; Limulidae. The transcript has 8 exons.